UUCGCCUCGGUUGAGUUUUGGAGAUUUGCGGUGCGUGUUUUACGGGAGAGGGUUAGACGGGUUAUUAGGGUUGUCAUCCUGCUCAACCUCCAGCCCCUCCUUGUUUUGCUGCUACCGAAAGCGAUGUUGUAAUGUUUACAUUUAGUCUAUGUUGCAUACCACUGCUGCUCUACUUAGUCAGCUUUUCAUUAGGUGCACACUUGUGGGUGCAUUCAGAAGCCUAGAUCUGCCCCAAUUCUUUGCAGGGAAGCAUUCAAAACAGACAAAGACAUUAUUUAUUAACUCCUACUUGACAAAUUGGGCCCGAUAGUUAGCUUGUCAGGCCUAAUACAGCUUGAUAGUCCACAAGCAUCACAUACAAGCUUUUGCCGCUGCAUUCGCUGGCCUAUAAAAACAUAGCUGAGAAACGUCGUAUAAAAGCUGAUGAAGGAUGUUUCUCACUUGGUCAUGCAAGUGCAAUAUUACAUAACUGGGUAGCUGGGUAGUCUACAGUAGGACACUGUGGCCUCCUGUGAGAGUCAAAACAGACUGUGUGCCACAGUGGAGUUACAGCCCUUAAGGCAGUGUCUUCUACAAAAUAAACUCUUAAUCUAAUUAAUUAAAAUGCAAGUUUACUUUUGGUCAAAAUUGAUGACUUGACCACUUAUGUUUUUGUUGCUUUUCAAUGGAGACUAAUUGCCACAAGAGUGAUGUUUUAGUUGGGAAAUUCCAAAACUUUUCAGGUCGGUUAUGCUAAAAUUGUUAAAUACUGCAUUCCUCACUUGGAAAGAGUUUGAGCUAAACCUACUCUUAUUAUUUUGUACUUACAGUGACUGUCAGAUGUGGAAUAAGUAUCCGAUCAUUCAUUUAGUAAAAGUAACACGAAAUUACUACAUCACUUGUUAAAGUGCUGCACUAUUUGAGUUAAGUAAAAGUACAAAAGUAUUAGCAACAAAAUGCAAUUAAAGUACUCAUAAUGCAAACUGUCCCCUGUCGGUAUUACUGAAUACUACUGGAUCAAACCAAUGCAUUAUUAUGUACUUGUAUAAGUUCAGGUGGAGCUAUAACUUUAAUUGCUUUAUACACUGCUGAGUAGAUUAACCUGUAACAAUGCAUGCUGUUGUAUAAACCGAUUUAGUCUGUAAAAUAUUCACUUGAAACACAACUAGCUGUUAAUAUAGUGGAGGAGAAAGUGCAAUAGUAUCUCAGAAAUUAUACUUUUAAGUUACUUUCCACCACUGCUGCCUGUUACUUCAAAAACGUAUAGCGACUUUAUGAUAUAUGUGGCAAGAAACACCCGGAACAGGAGUAUAUUUCCGUCCCGUCACUAGACCUCCUAUUAGCGUUAGGGAUAUUUAAUUAAACAAUGUUAUUGUUUAAUACCUCUUGUAGCUUAUGAUUGUUUACACGCUACAAAUAACAACAGGAAACCGCUUGUUUAGAUACAUUGUAGCACAAGACUGUCUGGACGGCUGCUGUCUGUGUUUGCUGCACGCUGAUUGGCCCGUCUGGGAAAAGGAGGCGUGGCCUCGUCACAACAAUACAUUUCAAGGAACAUACACGCGCCAAGGAAUGUUUUUUUUUCUACCGUUCAUCGUUGGUGUAGCUAACGUCACCUUUUGCACACGUCUAACGGUAUUUCCUGCUCAGGUAACCGCCGCCGUUAACGGUUAAGAGCCAUUUUGCGGUUUGUGGAGAAAAAACACCACCUCCUCCUCCUCCCUCCUCCUCCUUCUUCUCCUUGUGCAGCAGUUUGGAAGCGUGUGUUAGCUGGCCAAGCUAACUAGCAGCUCCGUCCGACAUUAUCCAAGAACAACAACAACAACAACAACAAAAGGCAAGAAAAUCUGUUAAGAGGAAACAGCAAGUCGGUUGAUUGUCUUAGUUCCUGUCGGGUGAUGGUAACUCUCGGUUAAGAGCCGGUUUACAUGCAGGAAUAACUUGAUGGGACUCGACAUUUCGGAGGCUGAAACACCUGCCGUCUCCCCUUCUCACCGAGCAAAGCAAACUAGCUGAGAAAAGGUUAAGACAAUCAGAGGCAACAUACAAGUGCCUCCACUGUACGGUUUCCUUUCCCAGAGUGUGACUCGUCUGCACGACGUCACCAAUGCGACCAUGGGAAAUAGCAGUAAAUAGGCUGCCACCAACAGCCCCCUUAAACCCAAGGAGGUUCCUUGGAGAGCCCUGUAACGCCCCAGUGCAUCUCAGGAGAAGCCCACCAGUGAGACGCCAGUGGGGGAGACGAGACAGACCUGUACUGCACAGUUCUCUGGUCCAGGAUGAGAACUUCCAUCAUCUCCUUUUCUCCCAACAUCACCAACAGGUUCCUUUAGAUGAGUCCAGACAAUACAGCCACACCAGCACACCACCACGCAUGCUUCACCCUGCUGCUCACCUGCCCCAGCAGAGCCCCAUCAUGGUGGAUCUACAUGACCAGAUGCACCAGGGAUCAGUUCCAAUAUCAUACACUGUUACGACGGUGACGACCCACGGAUUUCCCAUCCACACCGGGCAGCCCCUUCCAGGGUGCAACGCUCAGCAGCUCCCAGCAUGCUCGCUCAUACAGGCAUGUACCAUGCAGCAUAUGCCAGUGUCUUAUCAAGCCUUUCCACCCCUGAUAUCCAGCGAACAUUUUGUAUUGCACCCAACCCCAUCCGUACCCCCCCACCAGCCACCGCACCUUACUCCUUUGAGUCAGUUUGUCCCUUUACAGCCUCAGCAUCCACGCAUGCCUCUACAGAGGGUAGAGAAUGAAGUUGACCUAAGAGGGGACCAGCACCCAUUAGGGACCUUCUCCUACCCUCCCUCUCAUCACCCACCAGCGCUGCCUCCUUCUCUGCCCUUACAGUAUCUUCCUCAAGAGCCGCUGCAUCAGGAGCUUCCCUUUGGAGUGCCAUAUCCCCACAUGCUGCCCCGGCGAGUGAGUGGACAGAGAUACCGGCUGCAGCAACCUCUCCCCCCUCCUCCUCCCCCUCCAUCAUACUACCCAGGCUUCCUCCCUUACUUCCUGUCAAUGCUUCCUGUGCCUCCAACAGCAGUGGGCCCAGCCAUCAGUCUAGAUCUGGAUGUGGAUGACGUGGAGAUGGAGAACUAUGAGGCAUUACUGAAUCUGGCAGAGAGGUUGGGUGAAGCGAAACCACGUGGACUCACUAAAGCAGAUAUAGAACAACUUCCGUCCUACAGAUUCAACUCAGAGAAUCAUCUAUCUGAACAAACGCUGUGUGUUGUGUGCUUUAGUGACUUUGAGUGUAGGCAGCUACUUCGGGUAUUACCUUGUAACCACGAAUUCCACGCAAAGUGUGUGGAUAAAUGGUUAAAGACCAAUCGCACUUGUCCUAUCUGCCGAGCCGAUGCCUCGGAUGUACACCGGGAGGUGGAGUGAGAACUGUCUUUAUCUCUGAGUGCUGAACUGGAAAGCUGCACACACCAGAGUCUGUCCCGAAACUGGGGACACCUGCCACCUAACCUGCGUCCUCCAGUAAAUAUAGCUUACCAACCCACUACUUCUGCCCCUUCCUAAAUAAUAAGCAAUCCAGGAUUGUUUCUGGAGCCUGUUGUACCUCUGCUGUGCUUCAUUGUCCAAGUCUCAUGAAACCCACUGCCUAUCGCAGCCUAUAGCCAGAGUUCUGGGAUCGCCAGCCAGUUCUUUCUCUGCCCCCUCGUUGCAGAUUCCAAAGAUUUUCCCUACAAUGCAUUAUUUGCUGCUUUUGUUUACAGGGUUUCAUUUUUAUUUAGUGGAUUUGGUUGUGGUGUUCAUGAAUAGUGGGAGUCCUGCAUUGGAAGAGGUGAGUCGGGAUCCUGGAGGAUGAUAGGCUGGACACCUUGUGCAAUUAGCAGAAAAAUAAUAGGAAUACUUCAACAUGGGUAUCUGUGUUUGGAGGCGACGCCUGACCAUCAUAGAUGCAUGUUUGUGUAGGUGUUGGGCAAAGUGACUUGUUAAUAAUGUAUGUUCUGCAAUAAUGUAUUGAUCAUUUCAACAGUUUUACCCCUUAUUUGUUUUAGAUUUGCCAAUGCUAUUGUGAGUGUGACUUGCUGCGGUUAAAUGCAGAUUCUGUUAAGCCUGAGGUUAUUGGACUGCAAGUGAUGGGACAUGCAACUGUGGGGUAUCUUCUACCCUAGAUUAUUCACUCUGGAACACAGAUCUGUACAAAAGCAGUCAUGGAUUAAUGGACUGCGUCUUUUCGAGGUCAUCUGGCAUAACUGCACAAGUGCUACAUCCACCCUCCACGUCAGCAAUUGUUCCUCUGGCAAGUGUGUACGCGUGUGUGCAUAUUGUGUGUGUAUGUUUGUCCUGUUCACAGAGCCAAUGCAUUGUGUAACCACUGGAUACAGGGCAGCAUGCUAGGAUUUGCAUGACCUGUUGAUUCAGACUAGCAAUAUUUUAAUCAAGCAUUGCCACCAAAAUUAUCAAAUUUUAAGAAAAAGAAGAGACAAAGAAGCCUACUAAAAGAACUGCUUGCUUAUUCAGAGAGCGCCAUGAGGGAAGACUAGCAUGUGGUUCCACCCUGACUGCGUUUAAGGAUGGGAGUCCUCGUCCGAAGGCUAUGCUGACGCCAUAGAGCUCUGGAGGCCUGUGCAGAAAGCAAUAUGUGCAGUGAGUGGCGAGUUUUAAAUGAACUUUCUUCCCCUUUUAGGAAGACUUGGCUUUUUAUUUCUUUGUUUGUGAGCCAAAUCCAAUAUACAGAUAUAGCCUAUACUGUUCAAGAUUUCAGAUCUGCCUUCUUAUGACCUUGACAAGCACAAACCUAUUACUAAUCCUGAAAAUACUUUGUCAUUUCCACUUGUUUUAAAAGUAUGCCGUUUUUAAAAAAAGGUUUAUUUAUUGGUUUUAUCUUCUAGAGAAAAUACAUUGAAGGAAACAGUUGGAGCACUAACAAUGUUUGUGUAUGUGUUAUAUUCUGGUAACUUGGUCAGGUCAUUGUCUUAGGCCAUGGUAAUGGUGUUGUAAAAGAGCAACUGUAUGUAUAGCUUCCGUGUGAAUGCUUUUAGAUAAACGUUUGAAGACAGAAGAAUGUUGAAAAUCCUUGUAGAAGUCACUGGUGACACUCCACGAUGCGCCAGCUGUCUGUAUCCUGCAGUGAUCAGGACGGGGUUCAAAUGACACAGAGCUGGAGUGUUCAGUAGUGUAGAAACACUGUUAGACUUCUAGUUCCCUGCUUGUGUUCACACAAAAAAAAGAAAAAAACAGGAUACAUUUGGGGUGGGAGGGAAAAGAGCAUCAAAUGGACUUUUGCUUUGGAUUCACUCUUGUCUCUUAACUGCCCCAGUAAGCACUAACAGGCAGUUCUAACCUUUGCUUUUAUGUGUAAAGGGAUCUUGCCUUUUUCUUUACUUUUGUUUCUUAAGUGAAUGUGAGUCUUUGAUGUGUGUGCCACCUUCAAGAGAAAAAAAGAAGCCAUUUAAUGAGUUAAACCCACAGCUUUGAGAAUUAACCUAUGUGUACAUAUCUAUUCGCUGGCAUAUAUUGUAAGUUAAAAAAAAAAUCACUCAGGGCCUCUCGGUAUAUAAAAAUAAAGGAGAACAGUCCAUUUCAAAUGGAAAGGAUUCCAUGAAAAGGGUAUAUCUGAAUUUAGUUUGGUCGUUUUCCUCAGACCAUAAAUAAUUUAAUGUAAUCAAUUAUAAUAUUCUGUUUUGUCGGAAAUAGUAGAUAUUACAUAAUUUAAAGACAGGCAUGCAAGAAAAAAAGAUCAGUAAAUAUGUUACUAGUAUUCACUGAAAAGAGGCAAUGUACACUGCAACUCAUUACAAGUGUAUUAUUCAAACCUGUUUGACUUUUGUUCUUUUACUCGAACCAUAUGUUCAACAUAGCGGUUGUGAACCCAUUUCUAAAUGUGCCGCGGUGCACACUAUUCUACCUAAUUCACUCCCAAAUCUACUUCAGAGGUGUUUGCAUGACUUAAAAAAAAAAAAAAAAAGUUAAACAAGUGUGUUAUAGUGGAGGAUAUCUCAAAAAUCUGGUGGGGACCUAUUUAAUGGUGCACAAUAUGCAUGCUUGUCAACCAGAUCCCAACUGAUUUUUAGCUCUAGUUGGCUUUGGGUUCUGGGGGUUUGGAUCUUAACGCUCAGCUGAUAACUGCCAUGCAUUGUACUGCACACAUUUGUAAUAGAACUGAAUGACUACAAGAUUUUAUUGCGCUAACUUCAUUUUAUAGGAAGAAAAAAAAAAAAAAAAAACAACUGGUCUUGAUUCCAGAAAUUCUUACAUACAUUGUGUUACUGUUAUUGCCCUAACGACUGAAAAUUACAUGCUCUGAAACUACUGUAGUUUAUCAAAAGCCAUAGUGAAAAGGUGCUAGAUGUUCUGCUUUUAGGUAUGAAAACUCACUUGCGUGAAUGCAAUAGUUUGUCAUGGAACCCAUGUAUUCUUAAAGCAUGUUAUACUAAUACCCCUAAACAAUGUCAGUGAAAAUCAAUAUAGUUUAAGGGAUUUAAAAAAAAGAAUAAAGUGUUGUCAUACUUAUUUCAGUGUAGUACUGUACCUGCCUAUCAGGCUCUUGCUCUCAGUGUAUCAAUAUCUUAAAAUGUAUUGUUCACAUAUAGAUACUUUUAAUUCAUGUUAAUGUUAGCACUAUUAUUUUUUGAGUAAAUAUUUAAUUGACAAUAUCCAGCUACCCUAUUAAAUAAAAAGAGAACCUCCCAUUAAGGCCUAGGUAAUGAGAUAAUUUUAAUGACAACUGAGAAUAGAGUCUUGUAGUCUUUCUGUUAAGAGUUAUUGAAUAAUCUCACAGCUUGUGUGGUGCAAAAAUGUGUUCCAAUAAGCAGCUAAAAUUUAUUUAGGAUUUGUGAUUGAUUGCUCCGUAGACGCCAUUUAUUGUUUACCAAUGACUUUUGCUGUGGUGGGAUAGUGGUUUACUGUUCUUACUCUCCCUGGCCUCUAGGGGUCCUUGCCUGAACACCAGACUACCCACCCGCCAACAGAGCCAGGGGCAUGUGUUCUGUGUUAGGCAGAUAUUUUGCUUUGGUACUUGCACAUUUACAGUUACCUCAUUUUUUCCAUGUUUGUAUUGGGGUGGGGGGGGGGGGAGAAAACAACUAAUAUAUAUUAUAUAUAGGAAAUGGUUCUUAUUAAUGUUAUAAUUUUUCAUUCCAUUGGAAUCAUAUUGUUUGUAGCAUUUAACAUAACUAGUUAGUGUAUUAUAUAUACAUCUGUAUACUGUUUGAAAUUUUUAAGAUUUGUACUUUUUUUAAAUGAAAGUUGCUAGUUAUGCUUUACCAAGUAGUGCAAUCAUAUUUUUUUUUAAUUGUUGUGGCUGAUUUGAAAGGGUUGUUCACUAAUAAAUGUAUGAUGUAUACCAAUA
Molecule: messenger RNA, 7277 nt
Organism: Dicentrarchus labrax (European seabass)
Lineage: Eukaryota; Metazoa; Chordata; Actinopteri; Moronidae
Gene: rnf44
Product: ring finger protein 44
Exons: 11
Coding region: 2087-3361 (424 amino acids)
Source: RefSeq, a predicted model, not a curated record